UACAAUCAGAUCCCAAAAGGACUCCUGUCAUGUUCGGUUCGACUACACCACAUCACGCAGUGGCGAGCCUUAUAAAAGCUCUGCAGCCCGCGCUCACCUCAGCACUUCCAUCAACAUGAGGGCGACAGUGGCAGCUCUUCUCCUGUGUCUUGCGGUAUCAGCAUGCCGCAGCCAAGAGACUCCACCUGGCCCUCCUGGACCAACUGAAGGGCCACAACCAACUGGUCCACCAGGCCCACCAACUGGAGGACCUGACCCAACAGGCCAACCCACUGGAGGCCCUGAACCAACUGGACCACCUGGUCCACCAACUGGAGGACCUGACCCAACAGGCCAACCUACUGGAGGUCCUGAACCAACUGGAGGGCCGCAGCCAACUGGUGAACCUCAGCCUACUGGUGGACCUCAACCUACUGGCCCACCAGGGCCGCCAACUGGGGGACCUGGUCGUUUUUGGCGUGGUGUGUUCUGAAGAUUCUGCAUCAGUACAACUCUGAAACAUCAGAAGAUUUCAUCCACAGCAUUUGGAAAUAACUGAAUCACAGCUUAUUGAUGGAAAUGUUCUCGUAAUCUCAUUGUAAAUUUAUUUCUCAUUAAACUAGCAAUGAAAAAUCUC
Schistocerca piceifrons (Central American locust) is the source of this 616-nucleotide messenger RNA. RefSeq names its product proline-rich protein HaeIII subfamily 1-like. The record is from RefSeq and is a predicted model, not a curated record. The transcript has 2 exons. NCBI's taxonomy places the organism in Eukaryota, Metazoa, Arthropoda, Insecta, Orthoptera, Acrididae. Bases 116 to 472 code for a protein of 118 amino acids.